AUACAUUUAUUUCUCAUCACAUUCUCAUCCUCAUCACCGCCGUCAAACUAUUUUAUUUCACGUUUUUAACACUUUACACUUUAAAAAAUAAUGAACGAGAAGCAAGAGCAAAUUUUAGCACUCAUCAAAAAGAAGAAAGAAUGUGAUAAGCGAGCGUUGGAAAUUGUUCACAAACUUAUCGAGCCUGAAGUUGACCCGACCUUUCUUCUCAGCCAGGCCCUCUAUAUCGGACCGCCUCACUUGGAGGAUGUUGUGGAGGAACGGCGACUCGCAGGAUUGUGUGGGUGGACCUUGUGCUCAAAAUCGCUCGACCCUGAAGUCUCAAAAAAGAAGCAACGUUAUGUCAUCAGGGGUAGAAAGGUUUUAGAUAUUACGGAUCGCAAGUCAUUCUGCUCAUCUGACUGUUACGCAAAAUCCACUCAUUUCAAGCAGCAACUCCUCAUUUCUCCCCUGUGGAUGCGAGACGAUAAAAAUGGAGAAACGGCCGUGACAUUUCAUAUUCUGGAGGAUAAUGUUCAACUUCAUGGGGUUAUCGUUAAUGUGACUGGGCUAAAAUUAACGGACGAGGACAAAGAAAAGGAUAGUGAAUCUAGAUCUAGUGAGGAUGAUAACAAAGCCGAUAAUGAUAAGCAUUCGUAACAGCGAUUGAUGACGAGACCUAUUUACAUACUUAUUAUAACAACAAACCUGCGUAAAUUGUUACUUAAAUAUCUUGUGUUAUUAGCUACAGAAUUACAUAUAUUUUUUGUUACACUAUGAUAAGUCGGCCGUUCGAUAUGUUUAUAAUAUGUUAUAUAUUAGUCAUAACAUUUGUACGGGUUUGAAGUGUAGCGUAGUUGAUUCUCGGUCAUCCCACCUCCAAUUAAUCUUAUCGAGGAAUCAAUAGUUAUUAUAUAACGCUUGUCAAACCAUAAUAACUACAUGCUACUCAAUCACAUUACACAUCCCUUUGGAUGGAUAGAUACGAAUGUUGACAACAAUUACGGACCUUGAUUUGACAUAUCUAUGUUUGUAAUGUUUUCGUGUAACUAUUUAUUCAAUAAAUUAAAUACGUCGCAUUAACGAAAGCAAAA
Folsomia candida is the source of this 1073-nucleotide messenger RNA. Its product is annotated as putative RNA polymerase II subunit B1 CTD phosphatase RPAP2 homolog. Lineage: Eukaryota; Metazoa; Arthropoda; Collembola; Entomobryomorpha; Isotomidae. Bases 91 to 639 code for a protein of 182 amino acids. Gene Ontology annotation, cellular component: cytoplasm; nucleus. Gene Ontology annotation, molecular function: RNA polymerase II CTD heptapeptide repeat phosphatase activity; RNA polymerase core enzyme binding. The record is from RefSeq and is a predicted model, not a curated record. The transcript has 3 exons.